AAGGAACAGAGUUUCUUUCGGGUUGGUCUGUUCUUUGGCGUUUGGUUUGGUUUUUGGCUGUUGAUUUUAGGUUUUGCUUAAGGUGUUUUUUGGCAUUUUUGGUUUUGGUUGUAGGUUUCAGGUAUUUUGGUCGGUUGGUUUCUUCAUUUCUUGCCUUCCUUUGGUGUUGGUUUUCAAGUGGCAUUUUGCUAGUAUGCUCGAGUUCCAUUUAAUCUUUGUUAAUAAAAUCUUUUUGCUUAAAAAAAAACAAAAAACAAAAGGAACAGAGAGGUAAUAUAAAUAGAGAGCUUCCUCGCUACAAACUUACCUGAAAAAACUCAAAUGGCGUUGCUAGGUUACUAUGAAAUCCUCAUAGCAUUCACCUGCUUUAUCCUUCUUUCUUUCUUCGGAACCGCCGAUGGGCUCGUGUGGAAUUGGCCGCUCGUUGGAAUGCUACCGAGUCUACUCCUCAACAUCGGUCAGAUUCAUGAAAAAUGCGCGGAUGUUCUAGGCAAAUCCGGGGGAACUUUUCUACUCAAAGGCCCCCGCUUCGCUAACAUGGACAUGUUGGCCACUGUUGAUCCAGCCAACAUACACUAUGUAAUGAGUUCUAACUUCUCGAAUUUCCCCAAGGGACCCCGAUUCCUAAGAAUAUUCGAUUUUCUUGGGGAUGGGAUUUUCAAUUCUGAUGGAGAUUCGUGGCGAAACCAGAGAAAGCUGGCUCGGUUGCUAAUCACUCAUCAGCGUUUCCACCAGUUUUUGGUCAAGACCAGCCAAGAUAAAGUGGAGAAAGGGCUCGUACCACUCCUUGACCAUGUCUCCAAACUAGGACUAGUGGUGGAUUUGCAAGAUUUGUUCCAGAGGUUAACAUUUGACACUACAUGCAUGUUGGUUACCGGUUAUGAUCCCGGAUGCCUCUCUGUUGAACUCCCUGAUGUUCCAUUCUCAAAGGCCAUGGAUGCUGCUGAGGAAGCUGUAUUUAAUCGUCAUGCCGUGCCAGUAAGCAUUUGGAAGCUCCAAAAAUGGCUAGGGAUUGGACAAGAGAAGAGAUUGAGCAAGGCUUGUGAAACCUUGGACCAAAUCAUAGCCAAGUUUAUUUCAACAAAGAAACAUGAAUUGAGCGAAGGAAACGAGCCGAUGAAAGAAGAAGAAGGUGUUGAUCUAUUAACAUCGUAUUUAAGUGAUGAUGAGGUCAUGGAUGGAUUGAAAUGCAACGAUAAGUUCUUGAGAGAUACUAUUCUCAGUUUCAUGAUUGCAGGGCGAGACACUACCAGCUCAGCUCUCACUUGGUUUCUCUGGCUUGUUUCAACGCACCCGAUUGUUGAGGCCAAGAUCAGAGAAGAACUCAAAACAACCAUACCGGAAAAAGCAGCUAACAAACGGCGGGUAUUCAGUGUCGAAGGGGUAAGCAAGCUAGUUUAUUUGCACAGUGCACUCUGUGAAUCAUUAAGGCUUUACCCACCAGUUCCAUUCCAGCACAAGGAGCCGUGUCAGCCCGACAUCCUUCCGAGCGGUCAUCGCGUCGAUUCAAAAAUGAAAAUAAUGUUUUCUCUUUAUGCAAUGGGAAGGAUGAAUUUCAUAUGGGGUGACGAUUGCUCGGAAUUCAAGCCAGAGAGAUGGAUUUCAGAGGGAGGAACAAUCAAGCACGAGCCAUCGUACAAGUUCUUGGCCUUCAAUGCAGGACCGAGGACUUGUCUAGGGAAGGAGGUGGCUUUCACUCAAAUGAAGGCGGUUGCUGCGGCUAUAAUCCACAACUACGAUGUUCGAGUGGUGGAAGGCCACCAUGUCCGCCCUAAUGUUUCCAUAAUUCUCUAUAUGAAGCAUGGUUUAAAGGUUAGAGUUACCAGAAGAUGGUCCUGAAGCUUAGUACUUUGUUAAUGCUAGCAAUUCCUACUUUGAUAUGUGUAAGAGUACGGGUAAUAGCCUUCUUGAUCUACAUAGUGUGCUAGCCUGGUAAUAUGCAAUAAUCUGUAACUUAACAAAUGCAAUGAAACCAGAAAAGGAUUCCUCUUA
Molecule: messenger RNA, 1992 nt
Organism: Rhododendron vialii
Lineage: Eukaryota; Viridiplantae; Streptophyta; Magnoliopsida; Ericales; Ericaceae
Product: alkane hydroxylase MAH1-like
Exons: 1
Coding region: 322-1839 (505 amino acids)
Molecular function (GO): oxidoreductase activity, acting on paired donors, with incorporation or reduction of molecular oxygen; heme binding; iron ion binding
Source: RefSeq, a predicted model, not a curated record